UCUCUCAUUUCCAGUCAAUGAGAACUUUCACUUUCUCUUCCACACCUGUAUAAAUGCACCUGUAGCUCUUCAGUAUCACAGUACCACUCCUUGAAGAGACUCUCUGAAGCAGCUGAUUUGAGCUCAGACCACCGAAGAAAACAAGAGACAUGGCCUCUCGAGUUACAGCUCUGCUCUUGCUGGUUGUCAUCUGCAUUGGGUUUACAGCAGGUGAGAUUGCGGUGGACUGCUGUCUGUCGACCACUGACAGGCGCUUGCCCCGCAAUAUCCUUUUAAGCUACGUCAUUCAGGAAUCUGGAAAGGGCUGCGAUAUCAGCGCUACUGUCUUCAUAACAAGGAAAGAAAAGAGACUGUGUGCUCCCGAGUCCAGCAAGGCAAAAUGGGUGCAAGAUCUCAUUACUUUUCUGGAUAAGAAAAGACAAACCCGUUAGUAAAUGAGGUGCAGAGAGGAGUAGAAAAGAUGGCUGAAGAUGAACCGGGAGUGAAUCUAAACUGAGGGCAGAAGAAAAAUUCACUUCUGUUUCUGAUCAGAGUCUCAGAAUCGUCAUGUUGCACUGUAGAAGAUCAGACCUGUAUGACCACUGAAGAAUCAUCACUUCUUUUUUAUUUAUGAUGAUAUAUUGUAUGUGAUUUCACACCAGAUUUUGUGGAUGUUAAUUCUCAUGUGUGCUGACUGUGGUGUAAAACUUCCUGACAGAGCAGUUGUGAAUGGUUUUUUUUCCCCCACCUUUCUUUUUAUAAUCCCUGUGUAUGAAAUUGACUAAAGAAAUAAGAUUUGUCUUGACUUGUCUGGAAUUAACAAUGAAAUCCUGUUUGUCUUUAUUCAUAUUACCGUAAGGAGCUUUUAUCUUUUAUGAUCAUGUUCCAAAAAUCGCAUGAAUUUGUGCUGUUUUAGUGACAAAUGCAGCUGAGAAGAGUUGUGUAUGUUAAAACUAUUGUUGAGAAUUACUUUAAAAUAAAGUUUGAUAUAAAACUGAAA
Molecule: messenger RNA, 979 nt
Organism: Thunnus maccoyii (southern bluefin tuna)
Lineage: Eukaryota; Metazoa; Chordata; Actinopteri; Scombriformes; Scombridae
Product: C-C motif chemokine 21-like
Exons: 4
Coding region: 150-431 (93 amino acids)
Biological process (GO): cellular response to tumor necrosis factor; G protein-coupled receptor signaling pathway; positive regulation of GTPase activity
Cellular component (GO): extracellular region
Molecular function (GO): CCR chemokine receptor binding; chemokine activity
Source: RefSeq, a predicted model, not a curated record